Bombina bombina (fire-bellied toad) is the source of this 5302-nucleotide messenger RNA. It is a transcript of the gene WDFY1, whose product is annotated as WD repeat and FYVE domain containing 1. The coding region runs from base 59 to 1288 and encodes 409 amino acids. The transcript is spliced from 12 exons. NCBI's taxonomy places the organism in Eukaryota, Metazoa, Chordata, Amphibia, Anura, Bombinatoridae. The record is from RefSeq and is a predicted model, not a curated record. Gene Ontology annotation, molecular function: protein binding; metal ion binding.
AGCUAGGCGCUACCCGAUGUAUUGCGCUGCCCCUGCUGGACGAAUCACGUGAUUAAUCAUGGCAGCAGAGAUCCACUCUCGGUCUCCUCACGGCCCCGUCCUUAUUACUAAGAUUCCCGGACACCGAGAGCUUGUAACGUCCGCAAGUUUCAUACCGCGGGAGGAUGGCGUGAUCACUGCGAGCGAGGACAGAACGUUACGAGUAUGGCUGAAAAGAGACAGUGGACAGUACUGGCCUAGCAUCUAUCACACUACAUCAUCACCCUGCACGGCACUCAGGUACGAUCACGAAAGCAGAAAGAUAUUUCUAGGGCAGGAUAAUGGAGCCAUUGUGGAGUUUCUCAUCUCUGAAGACUUUAACAAAAUUAACUUUGUGAAGACAUACCCAGCACAUCAAAAUCGGGUGACAGAAAUAAUCUUCUCUCCUGGACCUGAGUGGGUGAUCAGCACAGGGCAUGAUAAAUUUAUCACCUGGAUGUGCACUCAGAGUGGAGCCUUGGUAGGCCGACAUAGCUUCACUUCCUGGGUUUCCUGUCUCCAAUAUGAUGAGGACACCAAAUAUGCAUUUGUGGGAGAUUUUUCUGGCCAAAUCACAUUAUUGAAGCUUGAGAAAGGUAGCUGCUCUGUAAUCUCUACACUUAAAGGACAUGAAGGUAGUAUAUCUUGUCUCUUUUGGGACCCUAUCCAGAGACUUCUCUUCUCUGGGUCUUCAGAUCACAGCAUUAUCUUGUGGGACAUUGGAGGUAGACAAGGGCGGACACUGCUCCUCCAGGGACACCAUGACAAAGUACAGGGUUUGUGUUAUCUGCAACUUACGCGCCAACUGGUUUCCUGCUCUGUGGAUGGUGGUAUUUGUGUCUGGAACAUGGAUACGGAAAGAGAAGAGGCUCCUCAGUGGCGAGAAAGUGAUUCUUGUCAGAAAUGUUCGCAGCCUUUCUUCUGGAACAUAAAGCAGAUGUGGGACACAAAGACAAUGGGGCUACGACAGCACCACUGCAGAAAGUGUGGGCAGGCUGUGUGUGGGAAAUGCAGCUCAAAGAGAUCCAGUUACCCCAUAAUGGGUUUCGAGUUCCAGGUCCGAAUGUGUGAUUCUUGCUAUGAGACCAUCAAAGAUGAAGACCGGACACCACUAGCCACUUUCCACGAGGGAAAACAUAAUAUCUGUUACAUGACCAUGGAUAUUCCACGAGGGCUUAUGGUGACAUGUGGGACUGACCGACUGUUGAAGAUUUGGGACAUGACCCCCACAGUGGGGAACAGUUUGGCCACAGGUUUUACUCCGCGUUGACUCUACAAUCUUCUUUCAUCCUGAGCAAUGCACCUUAUAAACAGCAGGAGCGCACACUAACACGCCCAAGCUACCGUCCACUGAUUUUCCUCUAUGUACCUUGUAGAAACAAGGCAACUUGAAAAGCAAUGGAGUUAUUCUCAAGAGUGGGUGCCUUAUACUCCAGGGAAUUUCUCACCCGUUCAGUACCAGGACCAUUGAGGAUCCUUCUAAUUUUAGUUAGAACCAUACAGGAUGUAUGGUGUACUAAAGUCAGCCUAAUGUAGCCAAUUAUUAAUCACUGUGUAAUGAUUCAGGAUAUCUCAAAAAAAUCUUUUGACCCUUGAUAAAACACUGUAUACUGUGUAAUAAGGUUUAUAUCUAUUUUAACCUGCUGGCCUAAAAAGAUGCCCAGUCACAAAUACUAGCUCUAUAAUGCAUUUGUUUUCCAAACUUCUCUUUAAGGCACAAUAGUUGUUUGUGGUAAUUCUAGUUUGUGCUGGUGUUUUGAAGGCAUUCAAAUAUUAAAUGUGACAUAAUCAGUCUUUUAAUAGUGUUUACAAAUAAAUUAACUGAACUAUUCUAACCAGCAUAUAGAUUGAUAUCAAAGCCUUUAUGUUAGCUUGUAAUGUGGGAUUGUUUCGUUGGUGCAGGUUGUCCAUUUUUGAAGCAAUGUUCACUUAAUCAAUCUAGUAAUUAAUAUAAAUGCUUCCUAUUGGCUGUUUUAUUGUGCACUUUAUCAUGAACCACGUAAGCCUGGGCUUUCCCUUGGUCCAUACGUUGUUCUGUGUUUUGGAUGGAAUUAUAUAUAAAUUGAUACAUACAGAGGAAUUAAGUUCGUUGACUUACAAGAGCAAAUUGCUUGAAAAACAAAUGUAAGGACCAUAAGAGUGAAGAUAAUUGUUUUCUGUCAAAUUUAGCAAAAUGCCACAUUUAAAGGUAGAGUAAAGCCAAAAUUUUAAGUUUUAUGGUCUAGACAAAGCAUGUAAAUUGUAAACAGAGGUCUAGUUUACUUCUAUUAUAAAAUGUACUUUGUUCCCUUGGUAUCCUUUGUUGAAGAGUGUGUGCACAUGUCUUUGGCAUUCUGUGGCAGCAGUGUUUGCAAGUUUGUAUAACAUUACUACAAACAUUGUUGUAAACACUGCUGCCAUAGAUUGCUAUAGAUACCAAGAGAACAAAGCAAAUUUGAUAAUAGAAGUAAAUUGGAAAGGUUCAAAAUUGUAUGCUCUGUAUAUACCAUAAGUUUACUGUCCCUUUAAUAACAAUCGUAUUGCUCACUUAUUUGCAAACUGGAGAAAGUAUUCAGUCUACCGGUUUCAUUCCAUAUUUCUGUUGGCCACUAAGAAGGUUUAUGAUGUGCAAAGUGAGUAUAUGCUAUGGGAGUCUAAUGAAUUCCUGGAGUAAAAGAAACAGGCCUUAAAGUGAAGGUAAACUUUGGUGAAUGAAAGCCCGUUUUUUAAAAAUACUAUUAAAAACAGGGGCACUUUCAUUCAUCAAAGUUUACAAAGUAGCCGUUUUGAUUAAAAACGUACCUUUUUUUCUUUUCACCCCCAGAGCAGCUUCCCCCUCCUGGAAAUCCUCUAUUCACACGUCAUCAAUGACUAAUCCGACUUCCUCCAAUCACGGCUUUCCCCCCAGGGUAGUCAUUGCCUGAGGCCAUGCUGUGAUUGGAGGAAGCCGGAUUAGUCAUUGCUGACGUGUGAAGAGAGGAUUUCCAGGGGGGGGAAGCUGCUCUGCCUGUGAAAAUAAAAAAGGUUUUUAAUCAAAACGGCUGCUUUGUAAACUUUAAUGAAUUAAAGUGCCCCUGUUUUUAAUAGUAUUUUUAAAAAACGGUCUUUCAUUCAUCAAAGUUUACCUUCACUUUAAAUGGCCUCUUUCAGUACUGUUUCUGAAAGAUUUCAGUGCAAUUUAUUAUCCUAAUAAACAUUUCUAAUAAAUUUGUAAUUAGAGAAUAUAUUGUAACUCUUAAAAUCAAGAAACCUUUAAAAUAUCACGACAUGUAAUUAAUAUACAAGAUAAUUACAUUGUUAUUUUUAUGUGAUAAGUUCCCUAUGUGGUUCAUUGUUUCUAAGUCUAGGUGGUGCUUUAAGUAAUUUGAUAGUAAAUCAAGUUGUUGUGAAACCACGGUACUAACAAUUUUAAAGUGUAUUUACUAGCUUUGCUUUUUAGCAUCACUAAAUUAAUCAGAUAUUCUUAUCCCCUGCUUUAAGAAGUUGUUUGGUAACUGUUUAAAAAGAUAUAUAUCAAAAGACAACCAAACAAAAAUACAGGAAAAUUAAUAUAGUUUGACUGUCAGAAAUAAAGUUUAUUUGCAUAUAGUCGAAAAUCUGAGGAAACACCGAUUGUUCUUGUGAUAUAUUUUAUAUUGUAAGUAGCCUUUGGUAAAAAUUUCACUGCUCUGUUUACUGAUUUGCAAUAUAGUUAAUACCUUAUUUUUUUUUAAAGGAACACUGAACCCAAUUUUUUUCUUUUGUGAUUCAGAUAGAACAUUCAAUUUUAAGCAACUUUCUAAUUUACUCCUAUUAUAAUUUUUUUCUUCGUUCUUUUGCUAUCUUUAAUUAAAAAUGAAGGCAUCUAAGCCUUUUUCUUAGUUCAGACCUCUGGACAGCACUUUUUUUAUUGGUGGAUGAAUUUUUCCUCCAAUCAGCAAGGACAACCCAGGUUGUUCACCAAAAAUGGGCCGGCAUCUAAACUUACUUUCUUGCAUUUCAGAUAAAGAUACAAAGAGAAUAAAGAAGAUUUGAUAAUAGGAGUAAAUUAGAAAGUUGCUUAAAAUUUCAUGCUCUAUCUAAAUCAUGAAAGAAAAAAUUUGGGUUCAGUGUCCCUUUAACUGUGACGUUUGGUAUACACAAAACUUGUGAGGUGAAAAAGCAGUUCCAUAUUAGAACAUUAAAAGAAUAACUGGUGCCAUUGCCUGUACUUACAUUGGUAAGAUUUAUAUGUAUGUACCAUGGCAUAUCCUUUUCUGCAGCAUUGCCGUCUCACCUUGGGCAAUUAUAAUCAAGCAACAAGACUUCACUGUGAUGUCCACAGCUUAUGCCUUUUUAUGUACAUGAAAAUGUAAUGUUAGCUUAGCCAAGAAACCGUUAUUUUUCUUAGUUAAAGUUCUUACACAAUAGAAGGAGAAAGUAAAUGAAUAGUCCUUAUUUUGGAAAGGUAUUUUUUAAGUUAUGCUCCUGGAAGAAAGUAAUUAAAAAUUGCUGAACUAGUAGACAUUAAGAUCUACACAGAAUACAUACCUCUAAAGCCCAAAGAAUGAAAUAUUUACAUUUUUAUUUUAUAUAAUAGAAGUGUCAGAAUACUACAGUCUUAAACUGUAAUGCAAACAUGCCAUAUAUAUUGUUUCUUUAGAACUGCUAAUACCCCAUUUAGCAGUAUCAUAAAAAUAUUUUACUUUCUGUGGUACUCAAAUGAGUGAGACUUAAAAAAAAAAGUGCCACGUAGUGCUACUACAGCAUAUAAUUGUGGAUAACUUGCAAUUAAAGUAAAAAUACGAUUCGGUUUCCCUUGUCAUGUAGAAUCCUGUUAAUGUUUCCUAUCAGAGUUCUACAAAGAUUAUUUGCCAUUUCUGGUGUAUGGAAGUUUACAAGGAUUAUCCUACCUAAUAAAAUGAGUCCGUAAAAUUAAAAGAAAAAAAGUCAACAUUUUAGGUAAUCAUGUAAGUCAUGAUUAACUUCUAAAGGAAAGAGACAUUUUAAAUAAAAAAAGAAAUAAAUACAAAAACAUAUAUAUUCUAAUAAGGAAACCAUGUGCUUUAUUUAUAUACUGUUUUAAACAAAUAGAGGAAACAAGCUUAGUGGGUUUUAUUAGGGUGGCUAGAUUACUGCUGCAGGACUGUAGAAUGCUAUUUAUUCCACAGAUAUGUUCCUUUCCAGCAAUACUAUCCAAGCUGCUUUCUCUUUCUAGAUUGCCGCAUACAAAAUGAUUCCUCACAUAUACUCAACUAGUUUCUGAAAACUGACUGUUGAAAAUGUUUUUCUUUUGACUAUUGUCAAUAUUUUUUUUCUAAUAAAAUUCCUCAUUUCUUUUUGUCAA